Molecule: messenger RNA, 755 nt
Organism: Corylus avellana
Lineage: Eukaryota; Viridiplantae; Streptophyta; Magnoliopsida; Fagales; Betulaceae
Gene: GASA6
Product: Gibberellin-regulated family protein
Source: RefSeq, a predicted model, not a curated record
UAAGUACUCCCAUCUGCUGUCCAGCCCCUUCAAAAAUGGUCUAUUUAUAGCCACUUCUACUUUGCACUCUGAAUUAAGCCCCACACUACCCACCCAACUUCAUCCAGAUCUCUCUCUUUUUGCCCUGUAAUGAUGAUGAUGGCCAUGCCCAAGCUUAUCUGCAUUCUGCUUCUAGCUCUCCUUGGCAUUUCCAUGGCUGCUGAAACCCAGGUCAUGGCAAAAGAAGCCCAGUACCACCUGGAUAGUGGGAGAUAUGGGCCUGGAAGUCUUAAGAGUUCCCAAUGCCCAUCACAGUGCACCAGAAGAUGCAGCCAGACGCAGUACCACAAACCCUGCAUGUUCUUCUGCCAAAAGUGCUGUGCCAAGUGCCUCUGUGUGCCUCCUGGGUACUAUGGGAACAAGGCUGUUUGCCCUUGCUACAACAACUGGAAGACCAAGCGUGGAGGACCCAAAUGCCCUUGAAAGUUGAAAAUGCUUUCUUUCCUGGAAUCCAAACAGGGAUUUAGAUCUAAUUCAUUUUUAUUUAUUGUUGGUUCUAUGUAUGAUUAAUCUGGUCAUCAAUUUAAUGACCAGUUAAUGUUCUAGCUACCCAAAUGGGAAUUAAUUUCACUACUACUCUACUAGUGCUCCUCAGGGUUUUGUCCUCUGUUAUGAGAUCAGAGUAACCAAAUUCAGUCACUGUCAUAUGUAAUCAUCUUCAUUUCUUCUAUGAAUAAAACUUGUAUUAGUUUUUAAUAAUAAUGUAUAAUUCAUGG